Molecule: messenger RNA, 2085 nt
Organism: Rhododendron vialii
Lineage: Eukaryota; Viridiplantae; Streptophyta; Magnoliopsida; Ericales; Ericaceae
Product: glucan endo-1,3-beta-glucosidase 11-like
Exons: 3
Coding region: 94-1296 (400 amino acids)
Biological process (GO): carbohydrate metabolic process
Cellular component (GO): plasma membrane
Molecular function (GO): hydrolase activity, hydrolyzing O-glycosyl compounds
Source: RefSeq, a predicted model, not a curated record
UUAUAUAUACCCUCCUUGCCCAUCUUUCUUCCUUCCCCCUUCCCUCUCAUUUAGGAAUCUCUCUCUCUCUCUCUCUCUCUCUCUCUCUCUCUCAUGGCAACAUUUUUUGGAAGAAUUGCCUUCGUCCAUUCUCUUCUUAUAUUUGCUCUCUUUUUCUCAGGAGGAGUUGAAUCCCUUGGCAUCAACUACGGUCAAGUUGCCAACAAUCUGCCACCACCGGAGCAAGUUCUUGAGCUCUUAAAAUCUUAUAGGAUCACAAAAGCAAGGAUUUACGACACCAACCCUCAGAUUCUAACGGCAUUUGCCAAUUCCGGGGUUGACCUCAUUGUGACGGUGGAGAACGAGGUCUUGAGCGAUUUGAUGGACCCACAACAAGCUCUCCAAUGGGUCGGGACCCACAUAAGGCCCUACUUCCCGGCCACUCGGAUCACCGGGAUUGCUGUCGGCAACGAGCUCUACACCGGCGACGACACCACCCUGAUGGCCAAUGUCGUGCACGCGAUGACCGCGAUCCAUGCUGCCCUGGUCCAACUGGGGCUAGACUCGUACAUUCACGUCUCCACGCCCAGCUCCCUGGCCGUUCUGGCGGAGUCCUAUCCGCCUUCGGCCGGUUCUUUCAGGCCAGAACUCGCCGGGGUCAUGCCUCAGAUUUUGCAAUUCUUGGCAUCUACUAAAUCACCCUUUUGGAUCAAUGCGUACCCAUAUUUUGCUUACAAAGAUGAGCCUAACAAUAUUUCUUUGGACUACGUUUUAUUUAACCCUAAUGUUGGAAUGGUGGACCCCUACACAAAACUGCACUACGACAACAUGUUGUAUGCCCAAGUGGAUGCCGUUAUUUUUGCUUUAGCCAGAAUGGGCUUUGGUGGGCUGGAAGUCCGGGUUUCGGAAACCGGGUGGCCCUCUAAAGGCGACCCGAACGAAAUUGGGGCGACCGUGCAAAACGCGGCGGUUUAUAACCGGAAUAUCUUGAGGAGGCAAUUGGUAAAUGAAGGGACUCCCUUGAGGCCUAGUUCUAGAUUGGAGAUUUACUUGUUCGCUUUGUUCAAUGAGGAUUUGAAGCCUGGGCCCACCUCGGAGAGGAACUUCGGGCUCUUUCAGCCCGACGAAACUAUGGUUUACAAUGUGGGCCUCUCGGCCUUGUCCGCCACUUCGACGUCGACAAUGUCGUACGGCUCCGUUUCUCUCACUUCCUCCGCUAGUUCUCAUCAGGUAGCAAAGAUGGGAUAUCAAAGCUUGGUGUAUUGGAUGUUUGUUUAUUUGCUGGCCUUCCAAGUAGUCUCAAGAAGACCAUUCUAAACUCACUGCGGCACGGGUCCAGUUUUUUACUAAACUCACAGCGGCACGGGUCCAGUUUUUUACAGAGAACUGGAGAGAAGUUGCUCCCUAGCUAUGUACAUAUACCCUUAAUUUGGAUGGGGCCGGCUUGUCCUUUUAAGCCCUUUGUCCCUUCAAAAAAACAUGCAAAACUUGAGACCCCUUUUGCAAGAGAAGAGACUGAAGGGAUAUCUAUAUGUUUUUCGGCUGUGUUUGAAUCAUGAAUUUAUCCGGGGAAUUUCUGAAAGCAAGAUAAGGGGGAUGAGAGAUUCUUCUUCUUCAUUCAAUAGGAAAAGCCUCUCUUGAAUAAAAAGUCACAAUGAAAUUCAAGAUCCAAAUAAAGGCUAAUUGAAGGCAACCUCAUUCCUCAAGCUCUUCCUCAUUUUUUGAGGAUCGAAGAGCUUCUUUUUGGCGAAGAGAGAGAGAGAGAGAGAUCGAGGACGUGAUCGCUACUACGCUUUCGCUAUUAAUCAAGGGCUUGGUCGAAUAUCUAAUCGAUCCCCAGUAAUGUAAUUACUUAUCCUUUUAAUUAGAGCUAGAGGUAGGUAGGUAGGUAGCUGCUAGGACUCCGAAAAUAUUGAUGUAAUGUUAGUAUUAAUUUCCAUUUGUAUAGAAAGAGAAUAGUAGCUAGCUAGUGAGGUCAAUCUUGAAAAGGAUUCUCUCUCUGGUUUGCAAGAAAGGUCCCUACUUUCGGACGUGGAUUCCAUCGAUCACUCUUCCUAUAUAUAUGGAUGGAAACUUAUCAAGUAGUAUUAAUUGCUUAUAUUCCCA